CCUUGAGGUAUCACCGAUAAAUUGCGCGCCCUGAUCGGGAACCACGAAACUUCGAAAAUGAUUAUGGCGUUGGGUUGGGUUGGGUUGGGCUGGGUUGAUUCACUUUGAUGAUGAUGACAUGAGAGGUUCGCGGAUAACGGGGAUCCGACUAGGACUGUCUUGCUUUCUGUACUUAUUCCGUUGCCGGUGCGGGUCCACGAAGCAUUCUGGCAUCAUUUAUUCCCUCCAACAAACCGACAUCGAUCGUUCCCUCGCCGACCGCCGGUCCCCGGCCGCCGAGCCGUUUGCGGCAGUUAGCAGAGCCGAGAUUGACGAGCCGGGUGCGAAAGAGCGCUCGAUGGGCUCUAGGACACUUGGGCACGGGGAGAGAGACACGAACAUGGAAGGGCCAGCCUCAGAUUGGGUUUUAUUGUUCAGUACCAUCUGUAUCACAUGUAUCUUAGCCUUUCUUGGUCGAUAGCAAGCCUAUGGAGUUCAAGGCCAUCGUUUUGCUGGCGAGACCUCGAUGGGGAGUUAACCGGGUGAGGCAUCCUUCCACGGCGACCGUGUUGGGCAGUCAACUGGCGAAGCGCUGCGGCGAUUU
Chaetomium fimeti is the source of this 583-nucleotide messenger RNA. RefSeq lists its product as uncharacterized. The record is from RefSeq and is a predicted model, not a curated record. Bases 119 to 460 code for a protein of 113 amino acids. The transcript has a single exon. Lineage: Eukaryota; Fungi; Ascomycota; Sordariomycetes; Sordariales; Chaetomiaceae.